UCUCUCCCUGGUUAGCUUUUGCCGCCGCCGCCCGCCAGUCUUAGAGUCUUGAUCCACCCACCAGCCUUGCUGGAUGUUGGCAGCUCUGACCAAUCAGAACUCUUUACCAACCACUAAAGGGUACUUGGAGCAGUCAGAACACUACAUCGAGUCAAGGCUGGAGGCCAGUAGCGAGAAUUCAUCCGCACUGUGCGAUGCUUCCAAGGACCCUUCCAUGAUCCAGGACCCCACUUUGAGCUGAUGUCCGUCCAUUUCAAAAGAUCUUGACUGUCUCGAUGCUCGAGUACAAGAGCUCUCACUCUCCUGGACUUCAAGUCGCUUUCCUUCCUCACCUCUACCUCAACACCAUUCAUUGAUACCCCCGGAGCCAAAACGACUGAGACACGUGCAAGGUCUUUACCCAUCUCCCCAUUGAAUCUUUUUGUUCAACUUUACCCUCGCUCAACUCCUCCAACAUGACUACUGAGUAUCUUCCCGCUUCUGCCAGCUCCGCCUACGACUAUAUCAUCGUAGGUGGUGGCACGGCUGGAUGUGUUCUGGCUUCCCGCCUAUCCUCCUACCUUCCUGAGCGCAAGGUUCUUAUGAUUGAGGCUGGCCCUUCAGACUUCGGUCUCAACAAUGUCCUGAACCUUCGCGAGUGGCUGUCUCUCCUUGGUGGUGAUCUCGACUACGAUUAUCCCACAACUGAGCAGCCCAAUGGCAACAGCCACAUCCGACACUCACGUGCAAAGGUCCUCGGUGGAUGCUCCUCUCACAACACUCUCAUCUCUUUCCGUCCUUUCCGCCACGACAUGGAUCGUUGGGUCGCCAAAGGCUGCAAGGGCUGGGACUUCGAGACCGUUAUGCGCAACGUUGACAACUUGCGCAACCAGCUGAACCCUGUUCAUCCCCGUCACCGUAACCAGCUCACCAAGGACUGGGUCAAGGCCUGCUCCGAGGCCAUGGGCAUUCCCAUCAUCCACGACUUCAAUCACGAGAUUUCCGAGAAGGGACAGUUGACCCAGGGUGCUGGUUUCUUCUCUGUCUCUUACAACCCUGACACCGGCCACCGCAGCAGUGCUUCCGUCGCCUAUAUCCACCCUAUCCUUCGUGGCGAUGAGCGACGACCCAACUUGACUGUCCUCACUGAGGCCCAUGUCUCAAAGGUCAUCGUCGAAAAUGACGUUGCCACUGGCAUCAAUGUCACUCUCAAGUCAGGCGAGAAGCAUACUCUGAACGCCCGCAAGGAGAUCAUCUUGUCUGCUGGUGCUGUCGAUACCCCCAGGCUUCUCCUCCACUCUGGUAUUGGACCUAAGGGCCAGCUUGAAGACCUGAAGAUUCCUGUUGUCAAGGAUAUUCCAGGUGUCGGCGAGAACCUCCUGGACCACCCCGAGACCAUUAUUAUGUGGGAGCUCAACAAGCCCGUUCCUGCUAAUCAGACCACCAUGGAUUCCGAUGCUGGUAUUUUCCUGCGACGAGAGCCCAAGAACGCUGCUGGUAACGAUGGCGAUGCUGCUGAUGUCAUGAUGCACUGCUACCAGAUUCCCUUCCACCUCAACACAGAGCGUCUAGGGUAUCCUAUCAUCAAGGACGGUUAUGCCUUCUGCAUGACACCCAACAUUCCCCGCCCUCGCUCACGUGGCCGCAUCUACUUGACCUCAGCCGACCCUACUGUCAAGCCUGCUCUCGAUUUCCGUUACUUCACAGACCCCGAGGGUUACGACGCUGCCACCCUGGUCCAUGGCAUCAAGGCUGCCCGAAAGAUUGCGCAGCAGAGCCCCUUCAAGGACUGGCUCAAGGAAGAAGUUGCCCCUGGUCCCAAGAUCCAAACGGAUGAGGAGAUCAGCGAAUAUGCUCGCCGAGUUGCCCACACAGUGUACCACCCUGCCGGUACCACUAAGAUGGGUGACGUUGAGCGCGAUGAGAUGGCGGUUGUUGACCCCGAGCUCAAGGUUCGUGGAAUCAGCAAGCUCCGCAUUGUUGAUGCUGGUAUCUUCCCCGAGAUGCCAACAAUCAACCCUAUGGUGACUGUGCUUGCUGUUGGUGAGCGUGCAGCUGAGCUUAUUGCUCAAGAGGAGGGCUGGAAGCCGAAGCACUCCCGAUUGUAAGGAUCAUUCGGGCAAUUUUCCAAAUAUCUGCUCGUGGGGGUAAACGGGGGGAGAUCACUGUUUUUGGACAUCUGUAUGAUUAAAUGAUUAGCGUAUGAUUGCAUUAUCGCAGCGAGUAUGACAUACCUUGGGUAGUUAGGAAAAUUUGAAGUUCGUUUACCAAAUAAGACUCUCGGGGGCUUGUGGCCCGAUUUGCCGUUGUUCUUCCAAUCGCUUGUGCCGGUGUCGGGUCGUAUUUCCCCGAUGAGGCCCUUGGCCCAGCUUCUUGACCAAUUCAUUUUGCCGCGACGGGUCAGUAAACAGGCACAGCGGGCCGGCGACUUUCCACCACUAAACCACCGGAUCGCUCAGUUUAAUGUGUCUUGCAAGGCCGGGAAUGCUCGAUAUUUCUCCAUGAUGAAACGAAAGUUCAAUAUGCGCCGAUGUUCCAGAACCAAUCGGGGCAUCCGAAGCGCGAUGCAGGACAUUCAAUUUUGGAUGCGUUCUCGGUGGCUGAGAUAAGGUGAUAAUAAGC
Molecule: messenger RNA, 2601 nt
Organism: Fusarium verticillioides 7600
Lineage: Eukaryota; Fungi; Ascomycota; Sordariomycetes; Hypocreales; Nectriaceae
Product: choline dehydrogenase
Exons: 1
Coding region: 456-2087 (543 amino acids)
Molecular function (GO): flavin adenine dinucleotide binding; oxidoreductase activity, acting on CH-OH group of donors
Source: RefSeq, a predicted model, not a curated record